Messenger RNA from Coccinella septempunctata (seven-spotted ladybird), 546 nucleotides. RefSeq names its product stress-associated endoplasmic reticulum protein 2. The record is from RefSeq and is a predicted model, not a curated record. The transcript has 2 exons. Bases 112 to 306 code for a protein of 64 amino acids. Gene Ontology annotation, cellular component: endoplasmic reticulum. Gene Ontology annotation, biological process: endoplasmic reticulum unfolded protein response. Lineage: Eukaryota; Metazoa; Arthropoda; Insecta; Coleoptera; Coccinellidae.
UCAACGUGUCACUUUCAUUUACGUGCUCGAACGUUUACGUAUGUUGCUGCGUUAAGCAAAUAUUUCACCUUUUUUAGUGUUUCAUAUCUAAAUUCAUCAAAAAGCUCAAUAAUGGCUCCAAAACAAAGGAUGCGUAUUGCUAAUGAAAAAGCCAGCAAGAUGGUGACCCAAAGAGGAAAUGUACCCAAAUCAUCUAAACAACAAAAUGACUCUUCUCCUGUUGGUCCUUGGCUUUUAGCACUUUUCAUAUUUGUUGUUUGUGGAUCAGCUGUUUUCCAGAUAAUCCAAUCUAUUAGAAUGGCUUGAGCAUUUUUAGCGACAAUAAAUUUUGCUCAGUCAUAAAUUUAUAAAUAUCAAAUAAUUCUAAUUUUAUAUAUGUUGUCCAUUCAUAUUUUAUUGUAAAUCCUCUUAUGAUUUAUAUUUAAUUGUAUUAUGAUUAUACUCAUUGCAUUUACUUCAAGCACAAAGAAUGACUAAGUACUGUUAGAAACCAUUCCAUAUGUAAAGAAUUACGUUGUGAUGAAUUAAAGGUGACUUAUUUGAGAA